This is a messenger RNA of Humulus lupulus (European hop), 989 nucleotides long. RefSeq names its product large ribosomal subunit protein eL19y-like. Gene Ontology annotation, biological process: translation. The transcript has 5 exons. Gene Ontology annotation, molecular function: structural constituent of ribosome; RNA binding. Gene Ontology annotation, cellular component: ribosome; cytosolic large ribosomal subunit. The record is from RefSeq and is a predicted model, not a curated record. Bases 144 to 770 code for a protein of 208 amino acids. Lineage: Eukaryota; Viridiplantae; Streptophyta; Magnoliopsida; Rosales; Cannabaceae.
GUCGCUCAAAACCCUAGCUCUAAAAUCACUACCCCUAGUAUAAAAAUCUGUAAUCUCUCUGCUCGCGAAAGGGGCACCCUCCAGUUGCCAAUCGGAGAGAGAUAAAAAGAGAGAGAAGAGAGAGGACACAGAGAGACGUAUCAAUGGUGUCGUUGAAGCUCCAGAAGCGGCUUUCCGCGAGCGUGCUCAAAUGUGGCAAAAAGAAGGUCUGGCUCGACCCUAAUGAAGUUAGCGAAAUCUCCAUGGCCAACUCCAGGCAAAAUGUCAGGAAGCUUGUUAAGGACGGUUUCAUUCUUAGAAAGCCAACAAAUAUUCACUCUCGAUCUCGUGCUCGUAGAAUGAAGGAGGCCAAGAGGAAGGGUCGUCACUCUGGAUAUGGUAAGCGUAGGGGUACUAGAGAGGCUAGGCUCCCCACAAAAAUCCUCUGGAUGAGGAGAAUGCGUGUGCUUAGGCGUCUGCUUCGCAAGUACCGUGAGUCGAAGAAAAUUGACAAGCACAUGUACCAUGACAUGUACAUGAAGGUCAAGGGUAAUGUCUUUAAGAACAAGAGAGUGCUUAUGGAGAGCAUCCACAAGUCUAAGGCUGAGAAGGCUAGAGAAAAGACUCUGUCUGACCAGUUUGAGGCUAAACGUGCCAAGAACAAGGCAAGCAGGGAGAGAAAGCUUGCUAGGCGUGAGGAGCGGUUUGCACAGGGACCUGGAGAGAAGGCACCUGCUGCACCCACACCCGCACCCCAACAAACCGAGGUUGCCAAGAAAACCAAAAAGUGAUUACUGAAAGUCACCCAAUAUGAGCACUGAAGAACAUAAGUCGUACAUGUAAAACGCUCUUGAUUUUUGUCAGUAGAAGUUUUCUUUUUUUAUGGCAUAGUUUAUUUUCAUGUAAACCAUUAAACUUAAUGAGGUCUGGUAAUUUUGUUUUUGUUUUCCCAACUGCUGGAUUAUGUGUUUGUGAGAUUUUAAGAAUUAUAUGGAUUCUUCAUUUGUUUA